Molecule: messenger RNA, 1237 nt
Organism: Amoebophrya sp. A25
Lineage: Eukaryota; Dinophyceae; Syndiniales; Amoebophryaceae
Source: the annotation of a GenBank genome assembly
CCAACUCGUUUCCGUAGUAGACAUGCUGCAUCAACACUUGGUUUCUGCUGAAUCGAUUGAUGGGCAGUAACUUCAUCUCAUAGACACUUUUUUAAAGAGGAUAGUAUUGAGUUCAUCUUGUAGAACAAGAUGGGUCAGGGUUCCAGCAAAGGUAGCGGCGGGUCGAUGUCCCGCACAACAUUGGAUGCCCCAGCGAGCGCCGAGUUCGUUCCUACGAGGGUAGAGAUUAACCGUUGCCUCAGCGAUCUACGGUCUCGAUGGUGGGGUUUACAAGUGGGAUCGUCAGGAGCUUCGUCUUCUUCGUCUACUGGAUCGUCGACAACAGCUGGUAGUUCAAGUGCCCCAGCAGUGCGUCCGCUUCCCGUUGGUGUGCCAUUGAACGCCUACGGCAAGCAGUACGCGAAGAUAUUCCACAGAAGUUGCGGAACCCAUCGCGCCGAUUUCAAGAGGUGCAUCGAGAAGAACAAGUUUGACCUCUUUAACUUGGCGCAGUGGUAUCCGGUAUGCGGUGAAUUUUCGGAAUUAGAGCAGCGCUGCAGCUCAGAACUGAUCAAAGCGGUGGACCGCAAGUGCCAGACGGUCUUGGACGCAGGCGCUGAUACACUAGCGCCACGAUCGGGGCUCAGUGCUGCACUGGGAUCAUCUUCAGGGGCGUUGUCCGCGCUGAACCCCUUCGCAGGUAGUGGUGGUAGUGCGCAAGCGACCUCUGCAGAGACUGGCGGAACAGAGCCACAGCUUUCACGAGAGCAGGCAGACGCGAUCGGACGAUGUGUAGGUUCCGUUUCCCUGACAUUUGGUGACGACCUCCAGGCUGAAGCUAAGAAAGCGUAUGAAGCGAAAAAAGCUCCGUUUCUCAUGAUGGGUGGUGCGAUACGGUAGAGCAGUGGACGAAAAAAAGUCCGUUUCUCAUGAUGGGUGGAAAACUCCGUUUCUCAUGAUGGGUUUGGGUGGACGAAAAGGCCAUGACCACGACUGUCCGGAUGAUUUACGACAGUGAAGCAAUGGCUCUCCAAUGACUCUUCCUUGUUGUGUCAUAACAAUUUCUGAAAACGCAAUUGAGAGUUUCUGCGCCGCUCCAUUUUCCUAAAGAACCGACUCGCACUCAGACCCGGUGAAUGUCUUAACCAUAUUCACCUGGUAUGUUCUUUUUUCGUAACAAAUGAUAAACUGAUCGUACUAGUACUUUGCGUGCAGCCAUACUGUAUGCACGGUUCGUCAUGACUUAUGUCUUUCCGAA